Drosophila subobscura is the source of this 378-nucleotide messenger RNA. RefSeq lists its product as uncharacterized. The transcript has 2 exons. NCBI's taxonomy places the organism in Eukaryota, Metazoa, Arthropoda, Insecta, Diptera, Drosophilidae. The coding region runs from base 46 to 333 and encodes 95 amino acids. The record is from RefSeq and is a predicted model, not a curated record.
GCGCUGCAAUUUCAGUUCAGAGAUGUCACCAACGAUCAGCGUGGAAUGUCGCACUUUAAUUGGACUCUGGACACGGGCACCAACUACCACAUACUGAGAACCGGCUGCUAUCCCUAUAUGAAGUACCACUGCAGCAGGCGCGAGGUGCAGGAUCUGUCGCUCGAGGACAAGUUCUUCCGUGUGCUGAAAGUGAUCAAUCUGGGCUUACCUAUGCUCUUCUAUGGACUGGCUGCCAUUCGCUUAAUUAGCCACACAGAGAUCGUGCACGUCAGCGAGACGGUAAAGGUGCCAAUCUAUUUUCUAUAUGCCGAGGAUAAGGGGGCUCGGUUUUAAUUUUGAAUCCAAAUGGGAAAUGAAAACAUUUGACAACUGGGCUGC